This is a messenger RNA of Plasmodium gallinaceum, 558 nucleotides long. RefSeq names its product ADP-ribosylation factor, putative. Gene Ontology annotation, cellular component: cytoplasm; microtubule cytoskeleton. Gene Ontology annotation, molecular function: GTP binding; GTPase activity. NCBI's taxonomy places the organism in Eukaryota, Apicomplexa, Aconoidasida, Haemosporida, Plasmodiidae. The record is from RefSeq and is a predicted model, not a curated record. The transcript is spliced from 2 exons. Bases 1 to 558 code for a protein of 185 amino acids. Gene Ontology annotation, biological process: protein folding.
AUGGUAUUACUGAAAAUUCUAAAAAAAAUAAAAGAAAAAAAUAAAAAUAUAAGAAUAAUAAUAUUAGGUUUAGAUAAUGCAGGAAAAACUACAAUAGUUAAAAGGUUAAUGGGGGAAGAUAUUUACAAGGUUAAUCCCACUUUUGGUUUUACAAUUGAAACUUUAUGUUUUAAUAAUCACUUUAUUAAUAUAUGGGAUAUAGGUGGACAAAAAAGUAUUAGACAUUUUUGGAAAAAUUAUUAUGAAAAUGUUGAUGGGAUAAUUUAUGUAAUUGAUAGUAGUGAUUUAUUUAGGAUACAAUUAUGCUCAUAUGAGUUAAAACAAAUUUUAAAAGAAGAAAGAUUAUAUGGUUGCUCUUUGUUAAUUCUAUCUAAUAAAAUUGAUAUUGAGAAUUCUCUAAAUAUCAACCAAAUUGUUGAUAUUUUGAAAUUAAAUGAAAUGAACAUAGACAGACAUUGGUGCAUAAAUGAGUGUAGCGCUUUUUCAGGUAAAGGAUUAUUAAAAUCGUUUAUGUGGUUAGUUGAUGAUAUAACUAGUAGACUUAACAAUAAUUAUUAA